AUGACUGACGAAGAACCUGUAGUAGAUAUUGAACAGGAAUUAAGCGAUCUCUUAACUAAAGUCCAACCAAACUUGCAAGAUGUUAUUAAAAGGAGUUUUACAAACGUGGCUCUGCAGCAGACGAAAAAUGGCGAGCAACUCAAACCAGAUACACUGGCAGACACAUCCUAUUUUGCAAAAAAUACACAAGUUAAUUUAUCUCGUUUGGAACUGGUAAAAGUACCAACAUUCCACAUGCAAACACUAUCACUGGACUUAAAGUCAAUGGCAUUGACAUUGAAGUGCUCACUUGGAGAAGUCAAUGUGAAAGGACUGUACAGUGCAUUUAACGAGAACCUCUACAAUCUUAUACCGGUCAUGGCUGAAGGACAUGUAUUAAUAUCAUUAUCAAACAUGAUCGCAGAUGUAAAUGUGGGCCUUUUCCUAGAGGAUGAUGCAUUCUCCUUCAUCAAUCCUGGCAUUGAGUUCACGCACGAUGAAGUGCUUAUGAAGUUGUCGUGGCCGUCACCUCAAAGAAACGGUGGCUAUGAUUUCGCGACGACAGAGCAGUUAGCAAAACAUAUAGAUGACUUACCCCUCACUGCAGCCAUAUCGUUACCUUUAUACGCACUUUUAAGGGAAAAGUUACAAAGGCAUUUAGCAUUAGUACUGAGGCAAGCGACCAGCGUGUCUGACCUUAUGUGCUCCAAUCCUAGUCUGAUGCAAGCUUACAGUUCAAUGAUUGACAGUUUGGCGCACAACGGCAAUAAAGUAAUAGACAUGAUCUUGAUCAACAUGAGGCGAACACUUCUGCAGAAUUGUCGAGAAGUACUUGAAGUUCCACCGUUACAUGCUACGUUCAUGCACAAGAUAGGAUCAUUAUCGUUCAUAGGCAAAUUCGAGACUGAUACAGGCUGGGUGAAGAAUUUGGCUACGAUCAACAGAAUUAAUGACGUCAGCGUCACCAGGCCGGACUCCUUGAAGACUAGCUUUAGAGUUACGUUGAGGAUAAAGGAUCUACAGAUCGGAUACGACGAGUACCGGAUCCGUGCCAUGGGCGUGUCGUGCUCGGGCCGGGCCGCGGCCGCUCUGCAGCGACACACGCUACACUUGGCGGUGACGGUGGGCCUAGCGCGGUGGGAGCCGUACGCGCAACUGGACGACUUGCGUGUACAAAGUUUAGAGUGCGCGGACCUGCACGUGACGGGGCUGGGCCCGCUGAGCGGCGCGUCGGCGCUGGUGUGCGCGUGGCUGCGCGGCGCCGCGCGCUCGCUGGCCGCGCCCGCGCUCGCCGCGCAGCUGCAGCGCGACCUGCACCUGGCGCUGCAGGAGCUGCCGCUCUGGGACAUGCUGCACGCCAAGCACUGA
Messenger RNA from Arctia plantaginis, 1347 nucleotides. The record is from the annotation of a GenBank genome assembly. Lineage: Eukaryota; Metazoa; Arthropoda; Insecta; Lepidoptera; Erebidae.